AGAAGCAGAGCAUGGCUUCGAUGACGAUGACGUUCAGAACUAUUCCUUCAGGAUUUCAACAACAUCUCCGUUCUUCCAGACAAAUUUCCAUAACAAGCUGCCACAGUGGUGCUCUAACAUGUCGAAGCUCCACAUGCAUCGAGUUCCGUAAUAUUCAGCAGUAUCUGUGUAGGAGGCUAGCAUUUCCUAGUAGUUCCCAUAGGAGAGGUCUAAUAUCUGCAUCUAGUUCAGGUUUAGAGGCAUCUAUUACUGAUAAGAAGGGCAAUGCUAUAACAUUGAAAAAUGCGAAGAUAGUCAUCGAGUCUCAAGAUGAAAAUAAGAUACAAGUAAGAGUGGAGUUGACUGGGGAUGAGACGCAAAAAGUAUUUGAUCAGGUUUUAACAAAUUUAGCUCGCGAGGCACCACCAAUUCCAGGAUUUCGCAGGCAAAAAGGAGCCUAUUAGUUUGUGAGUCCAAGAGUUCUAACAAUAUUUCAUUUUGCUUGCGCACCCGUGCUACUCAAGGAAAAACAUCCCAGGCAAGUGGCUUCUGACCGUAGGCAAUUUUAUCAAAAAUCUCCCAUUUGAUAUUUGCAUUUAAUUUUGUUAUCUAUGCUUAAUCUGACCUUUUUGGUCUUAAAUGUUGAUUACUUAGAAAGGGGAUCAACAUGCUUAAACACCGUAGGCUUUACAUUUAGAGUGUUAAAAUAUUAAUUAAAUAAUUAAAUCUAUCAUUUUUUAAGCAUUUGAGAGGAGUUGUAAAUUAACAUAAACUAAUAAAUCCGAGUGUUUUUUACCAUAUGCCCAUGGUGUGUGAGUUCAUGGACUUAUGUACUUAACCUGAACAGCAUUUUUAAGGUGGAUUUGUGUUUAUCGUGCCCUUUAAUGGCUCCCCUUAUUCCUUUUCCAAUUUCAGGUGUUUAAAAUAUCCUAGU
Corylus avellana is the source of this 913-nucleotide messenger RNA. Lineage: Eukaryota; Viridiplantae; Streptophyta; Magnoliopsida; Fagales; Betulaceae. The record is from RefSeq and is a predicted model, not a curated record.